Megachile rotundata (alfalfa leafcutting bee) is the source of this 4061-nucleotide messenger RNA. RefSeq lists its product as uncharacterized. Gene Ontology annotation, cellular component: respiratory chain complex III. Gene Ontology annotation, biological process: mitochondrial electron transport, ubiquinol to cytochrome c. The record is from RefSeq and is a predicted model, not a curated record. Lineage: Eukaryota; Metazoa; Arthropoda; Insecta; Hymenoptera; Megachilidae. Gene Ontology annotation, molecular function: heme binding; electron transfer activity.
GAUCCGCGUCACCGCCGCGCCGCAACCCAUUAUUCCCGUUCUCGGUCUCGGUCUCGCUCUCUCACUGUAUUCACAAAUACUCGAUCAACGUAUAAACCCUUUUUCGAGGAAAACACAGUCUCGGAUGUCAAAGUAGAUAAUUUUUUCAGCUCAAGAUUCAAACGGGUUCAACUGUCCCCGAGUUUUACCGAACAUAAUCGGAAGCGGCCGAUUCGUCUCGGGCCGAGCUUGACCGAGGUUUACCGACGCGGGCCGAGCCGCGUUCGAAGCUCGCGCGUUUUUCGAUCGCUGUUUAGCAAGAGUAACGAAUCGAACUGGACUUCGAGGCGGAACGACGCGAGGUCGUUAUCAAACGAAGCCGCUAUUUAUAUCCGCGUUCCACGCGCUUCUACGACGAUCUCUCGGAUUAACCGAGUGCUUAAUACGCUUUGUUUUUAGUGUUUCGGGACGAACGUCUCGGUAACGCAAGGUGAGAGAAAAAAAACAAAGAACGUCCGGUUUCGAUCUUGUUGAAACGAGGUCGCGUGGAAAGAGGGGGGAUCGCGUUUUGUCGCGUUGAAAUCGAUCGCGUUUUCGCUCGAUACGUUCGAUUCGACUCGAUUCACGCCUACUCGCUCGUCAGAGGAGCGACGGGCUGGCAACGCGGUUGAGACGCGCGUCGAAACAACCGUGCGCGUAAAAUAGCCUCUUAGAGUUUAUUUUGAUCGGCUCCAUUUAUUUUCGCUCGGUUUACCGUUUCCCAAGGAUGUUUCCGAACGGUCUGGGGAGCGUGUCCGAUAACGCGGAGCCGCGCUCUUCGUCGAGGUCACCGUCGCGUUCGAUCUGGGAGAUCGAUGGCUCGCGACGGUGAAGGAAAGUUCGGUUUUGAGGUGCACGCGACGAUGCCGGACGGGCAAACAAGAACGCGAAGGCCCGCGAUGAUCCAUAUAUUCGAGAUCUAUUCGGAGCCGAGGUUUGGAACCGUGCCAAAUCUAUUUUUCCGAGCGAAGGCGGGAUCGCGUAUUGUACCCGUGCUAAUUUCGUCGCGUCGUAACGCGCUCCAUCGACGAGGUGUGGGUGGCUGCUCGGUUCGCUGGGUGCAGGAUGGUCCUGAUGAAGUGGGUAACUACUACACCCGUCCCGCGAAACUGCUGGACUAUAUACCGUCUCCGUACCCGAACGAGGAGGCGGCAAGGGCCGCGAAUUUCGGCGCGUACCCUCCGGACCUGACUCAGAUGGUGCACGCUCGAAAAUACGGGUUGGAUUACUGCUUCUCUCUGCUGACUGGCUUCAUGGAUCCCCCUGCCGGCGUCGAACUGAACGAAGGUCAAUACUUCAACAUCUACUUUCCCGGUGGAUUCACGACGAUGCCGCAAGUACAUAAGUUUCGAGCUGGUUCGAGCGUGGCAAAAACUUGCCUCUACGUUAGGUUUGUUUUAGCUGCUGUACAGCGGCAUGGUGGAGUACGACGACGGCACGCCGGCGAGCGCGUCGCAAAUGGCGAAGGACGUGGUGGAAUUUUUGAAGUGGACCGCGGCCCAGGAGCUCGACGCGAGCAAGGAGAUGUUGAUCAAAGGGCUGGGUAUCUUUCUGCUGAUGACGGCGUCGGCGUUCCACGUGUACAGACGCUACUGGUCGACCAUAAGAAGUCAGCGGAUCGCUUACGUGCCGCUCACGAAAUUCGCCUCGAUGGGCCGGCGCUCGCAGGGGAAGGCCGACACGCGAUAGCUGAUUCCGAGUUAACGUUUUGUGAGUUGUUCCAGAGAAUCGAUCGGAUCGGUACGGCACGGUCGGUAGCGCGGGCGCAACAUGUGCCACCGAUAAUCGUUUCGCAACGCACGGCCUUGACGAUGCCCGUAUACUCGAUCGGGCCGUCUAAAAAUAGAAAGCUCGAGAAGCCGUGCAACGACGUUACGAUGCGUCUCUUUUGCCGUCAGUCGUUGGCUCCGAUCGACGACAAACUACGUAUCGACGGGUGAACACGGUCGCUGAUCCGCCGUUUUGCACCCACGGGUAUCUCGUGCUUUCUAAGCUGGAGCUGCUAUCGAUUGUAUCGAAACUUUAUCGUUGAUCUGAUAGAGUGACCUAACCUAUCGAAUUUAAAUAAGAUAACAUUAAAUUCAAAUGAUCUAACUUCACCUAACUUAAUACAAAUCUGAUCUAACCUAGUAGACUUGAAUAAUAAAGCUGGACCUAACCACACCUAACUCAAAGUCAAUUUAACCUAACAUUAUAGGCAUGAAUAAUAAAGCUGGACCUAACCUAACCUAAAUCCACAUUAAUGUAAUCUAACCUAAUAGAUUUGAAUGAUAAACCUGGACCUAACCUUACCUAACUCAAAGUCAAUUUCACCUAACCUGACGGAUUUGAAUCAUUAAGUUCGACCUAACCUUGACUAACUCAAAAUCAAUCUAACUUAACCUAAUAGAUUUGGAGAAUAAGAUUCAACCUAACCUUGACUAACUCAAAAUUAAUCUAACUUAACCUAAUAGAUUUGGAGAAUAAGAUUAGACCUAACCUUAUGAAUUUAAAUAAUAAGAUCAGACCUAACCUUACCUAAUUCAAAGCCAAAUUAGCCCAAUCUUAUAAAUUUGAAUGAUAAGAUCAGACCUAACCCCACCUAACCCAAAGUCAACUUAGCCUCAAUUUAUAAAUUUGAAUAAUAAAUUGCACCUAACCCUACUUAACUCGAAGUCAAUUCAACCUAACCAUAUAGAUUUGAAUAAUAAAAUUAGACCUAACCUCACCUAACUCAAAGUCAACUUAGCCUUACCCUAUAAAUUUGAAUAAUAAAAUCAGACCUAACCUUACCUAACUCAAAGCCAAAUUAGCCUAACAUUACAAAUUUGAAUAAUAAGAUUAGACCUAACCUCACCUAACUCAAAGCCAAAUUAGCCUAACCGUAUAAAUUUGAAUAAUAAGAUCAGACCUAACCUUACCUAACUCAAAGUCAAUGUAACCUAAUCUUAUAGAUUUGAAUAAUAAGAUCAGACCUAACCUUACCUAACUCAAAAUUAAUCUAAUCUAAUCUCAUAGAUUUGAAUCAUCAAAUUCGACCUAACCUUGUCUAACUCAAAAUUAAUCUAAUCUAAUCUCAUGGAUUUGAACAAUAAACCUAGACCUAACAUCACCUAACUCAGUCAACUUAACCUGAUGGAUUUGAAUCAUCAGGCUUGACCUAACCUUGUCUAACUCAAAAUCAAUCUAACCUAAUAGCUCUAAAUAAUAAAGCUGGGCCUAACGUCACCUAACUCAAAGUUAAUCUAACCCAAUCUAUUAAAUUUGAAUAAUCCAGCUCGACCUAACGUCACCUAACUUAAUGAAAUUGAUCUACCUUGACCCACCCUAUAAUAAUUAUUUAAAAAAUAAAAAUAAGCGUUACAUUUUGCUGCAACCGCCAUAUUGUAUCGAUAUCAAUAAUAUCGAUAUAUCAAUGUCAAUAAAAUGAACAUCGAUAGCAGCACCGUUUUCUUCGUAACGGUCAUUUUCGCUCGAGGAGUCGUUAAAGCCCGAGAGCGUUAAUCGAUACUCGAGAAGGUUAAUUAUCGAUUUAAUUGGCUUUGUAUAUCGCUCCGUCGACGUCUCACGGAAUCGCGUGGAAUUUGGUGGCAACGCGGCGUGCCACGGCGAUGAUCUAUGCGCGCGUACGAUUCGUCUCGAUGCUGAAUGGCAACGAGAGUGCGCGAUCGCGUAGGAGAGGGAAGGGGUGGCACGGAUCGAAAAUAUAUACGAAACGAUGAAUGAAACCUCCGCGUUAAGGUUGAGAGCGCGCCAACGAUUUCUCGAUCCAACGAGCCACGUAUGCCGAGACCCGUUUACUCUCCGAGGGUCGCGAUCGAUCGACAUACGAAACCGGGGUGGACGCGGGAAAAAAACGCUGUCGAUUUCGUGCAUCGAAGAGAGAACGUCACGGUGGUUGUUUUCCGAUUCCCACGCUGCUAGAAUACCGUCAACCGCAAACUCCGGGUCGCCUCGAUGACCUCGCCCGCUUUCCUGUCUGCUCGCUCGCUCCGUCUCGCACCCGCGUUUCGAUGGGAACACAAGGAGAGGAGUUCGACCGAUCAGAACACGCUAAGAACCCC